AUGGAGAAGGGGGCGCCGCUCACAAAGGUGUGUGUGGCCGACACCGUUGUGCAGGCGUGCCUCGCGCACGCUUUGACAACAGAACAGGAGGAGGUGAUGGGCGUGCUGCUCGGUGAGGUGACGGUGCACCACGCCACUACCCCCGCCGUUGCCGCCGCUUCGCCAACGUCAUCGCACACGGGCACUGCUGCCGCCAGGCAAACAUUGCACAAACGCGCCAAUGUGUGGGGCUCGUGGAUCCUCCAGCGCAGUGUGCGGCGGUCAGACCGUGUGGAGAUUGCACCGGAGAUGCUCGCCAGCGCUACUGAAGAGGCAGAUCGCUGCACGGAGGAUAUUGGAUGCCCUACACGUGUCAUUGGUUGGUAUCACAGCCACCCCCGCAUCACGCCGUACCCGUCGCAGGUUGACCUCCGCUCACAAGAGACAUAUCAGAUGCUCGAGAGCGGGUGGGUGGGGCUCAUAUUUAGCGUUUUCUAUAGCGACAUGUCAAACCGAAAUGCUGUGUCCAUGCAUUGCUUCCAGACAGGCCCAGGUGGGACGCACGAAAAGAUCGACGUGGAGGUUGUUCCUGUUUCUAAGAUGCCAGUUCGCGCACUCCCACCGUGUGACGUCACGCACCGCCUCCUGCAUAUAUUUCGCGCUGAGGUGAGGGCUGCUGUGGAGUUGGUGCGGCAGCGGUGUAAAGGUGCACCUGACGCAAUGGCGGCGGCGUUCGCCCUGCAGGAGGUGCAGCUCUACACCCUUGAGAAGUUAAUCGCUCAGCCCGCACUGAGGCAAUUGCGGCUGUCAAUUUCCCUUAUGGAGCGGGAGGUGAGACGUUUAGAAGAGGAGCUUUCCGCACUCCCGUCUUGA
Messenger RNA from Trypanosoma grayi, 852 nucleotides. RefSeq names its product metallopeptidase. The record is from RefSeq and is a predicted model, not a curated record. NCBI's taxonomy places the organism in Eukaryota, Euglenozoa, Kinetoplastea, Trypanosomatida, Trypanosomatidae. The coding region runs from base 1 to 852 and encodes 283 amino acids. The transcript has a single exon. Gene Ontology annotation, molecular function: metallopeptidase activity; polyubiquitin modification-dependent protein binding. Gene Ontology annotation, cellular component: BRCA1-A complex; BRISC complex. Gene Ontology annotation, biological process: double-strand break repair.